Messenger RNA from Megalops cyprinoides (Indo-Pacific tarpon), 2236 nucleotides. Its product is annotated as adenylosuccinate synthetase isozyme 1 B. The record is from RefSeq and is a predicted model, not a curated record. Gene Ontology annotation, cellular component: cytoplasm. The transcript is spliced from 13 exons. Bases 107 to 1474 code for a protein of 455 amino acids. Gene Ontology annotation, molecular function: GTP binding; adenylosuccinate synthase activity. Gene Ontology annotation, biological process: IMP metabolic process; 'de novo' AMP biosynthetic process. Lineage: Eukaryota; Metazoa; Chordata; Actinopteri; Elopiformes; Megalopidae.
AGUGAACCGUAUUUGGUGGCUCUAGGGACUGAGUUCAGAUACUGGCAGGACGGUUUUUCCCCUUUCAUUUCGACGGGCAGCAGUUGCAACUGCGCUGGUUUUAAACAUGUCGGGCGGCUGGUCGGUGAAGGAUCACAAGAAUUACACGAACCCCAGCGCGGGGGUGAAGCGACCUCGCAACGACGUAGGGAACAGGGUGACAGUUGUCCUCGGAGCGCAAUGGGGGGACGAAGGCAAGGGAAAAGUGGUCGAUUUACUGGCGACAGAGUCCGACAUUAUUUGCAGAUGCCAGGGGGGCAAUAAUGCAGGACACACAGUGGUCGUGGAUGGGAAGGAAUAUGACUUCCACCUGCUUCCAAGCGGGAUUAUCAACUCCAAAGCCAUCUCCUUCAUUGGCAACGGGGUUGUCAUACAUCUGCCAGGCUUGUUUGAAGAGGGGGAUAAAAAUGAAAAGAAAGGCCUCAAAGACUGGGAGAAGCGACUGGUCAUCUCUGACCGGGCUCACAUUGUGUUUGACUUUCACCAGGCAGUAGAUGGACUGCAGGAGGUGCAGAGACAAGCACAGGAGGGAAAAAACAUUGGAACCACCAAGAAAGGCAUCGGCCCCACCUAUUCCAGCAAAGCAUCUCGCACCGGCCUGCGCAUCUGUGACCUGCUAGCCGACUUCAAAGAGUUCUCAGCCAGGUUUAAGAACCUCGCCCAGCAGUACCAGUCCAUGUUCCCCUCUCUGGAGAUUGAUGUCGACGCUCAGCUGAAAAAAUUAAAGGAAUACGCUGACAGGAUAAGGCCCAUGGUCCGAGACGGGGUCUAUUUCAUGUACGAGGCACUUCACGGACCCCCAAAGAAAAUCCUGGUUGAAGGAGCCAACGCUGCCCUGCUUGACAUUGACUUUGGCACGUACCCCUUUGUGACGUCGUCGAACUGCACCGUUGGUGGGGUGUGCACCGGGCUGGGCGUGCCACCCCAGAAUGUGGGCGAAGUCUACGGGGUGGUGAAGGCCUACACCACCAGGGUGGGCAUUGGGGCGUUCCCCACAGAGCAGCUCAACGAGAUCGGUGAACUGCUCCAGACUAGAGGCCAUGAGGUGGGCGUCACCACAGGCAGGAAGAGGCGCUGUGGUUGGCUGGACCUGGUCAUCCUGCGAUACGCCCACAUGAUCAACGGCUUCACUGCGUUUGCAUUAACAAAACUGGAUAUCCUUGAUGUGCUGGAUGAAAUCAAAGUUGGAGUGGCCUAUAAACUUAAUGGCAAAAAAAUUCCCUAUUUCCCAGCUAACAUGGACAUCCUACAGAAAGUGGAAGUGGAGUACGAGAAGCUGCCGGGCUGGAAGAGCGACACCACAGCUGCCAGGAAGUGGGAUGACCUCCCACCCAAAGCCCAGAACUACAUCCGCUUCGUGGAGAACCACAUUGGGGUCCCCAUUAAGUGGGUUGGUGUCGGAAAGUCCAGGGAAUCCAUGAUCCAGAUGUUCUAGGCACAGAAAACCCCCUCUCUCUUUCGAUGACGUCAGCCGAGAUACCCACGAUGCAUUUGCUCCAAGCGGAUUUCCCCUUUUUUUAACCACACAGCAGACUGCCAACUGUCAUGCCAGAACAGACGCACAAAUACCCAGCAGCCACAUGAUCCUCAGCAAAAUUACGAGAGACUUGGAGACAGGACAGGAUAUUGGAGCUUGCCAUUCAUUACAUAUGUGGUACCUGGCUGUUAAUUGCUGCCGAUCUAAAUGGAUUUGGCACAUUAUAUUCUGCCAGGAACUCUAUUUCAUUCGCAUGCAUGUCUCUGGUACUGGUGCUACACACUGAAGUUAGGGUCAAAGUUCAAAUCAAGCUUUAUGCUGAGCAUGAAGCAAGUUGAUUACAAGUAAUGCAAAUAUGGCUCCUAAGUAUUCUAUGUUUAUCUCAGAUAUAAAAGCCAGGCAAUUGUUUGCCCUCUGCAAAGCAUUAAAGCAAGUGCCAGAGCCAUCCAGAUAUAUUGCAACUAUCUCAAACCACACAAAGAUGGCUUUUUUGUAGUUGCCAGGGAUGUCUUGACUCGAGUUUUCAAGUAAGUCCGCUGAGGACUGUAAACCCAACUGAAAGUUUGCUCAGCACAAAAGUAUGAAACUACUUCAGCAUGUAUCACUGUGAUUAUUUUACUCUUUCAGUUCUCUCUCUUAUCUCCUCAAGUCUUGCCAGAAUAGUUUUGUCCAUGUGCAAGUGUGAAUGUUUUUUUUUUGUUUCUUCAGCAGCAGCAAACA